AUGUUUACAGUAACAAUCAAUCAUUCAAUUACCGAAUACAUCGUUUCUUCAAGUUAUCCGCUCGUUCCAAACAUCAUAUUAGACUUCGUAGCUAUUGCUUUUUGUGUCAUAGCAAUUUGCAAAACAUGUUUGUUUAUUGUUUGGAUUCUUCUACGUCGAUUGUUAACCAAGCCAGAGCACAAAGUUUUGUUUCUUCUUAGCGUGAAUAUGUACGCAAGUAUACUUAUAUUUAAUUGUUUCUGUAUUGAUAUGUUUAUUUCAAUGGUCAAAGGACAUUUUUAUCCGAAUGUAUUUCAAACAGAGUACGACACAUUAUGGUGUCGUCUCAAUGCGUAUCUAUCGAAUGUUUUGCUUAUAUGUUCACUGUAUUCGACCACGUUUCAAGCUUUUCAUCGCUGCUUGCGUAUCAUAUGUUAUACUAGUCCCGCAAUCUAUCAAAAUAUCAAUUGGUGUCUAAUUGGCAUAGUUAUCCAAGUGCUGUUAAGUUUACUUCAACCGUUACCCCUAAUUCUCGCGAACAUAUAUCAGUAUAACGAUUAUCAUUGCCAAGUUCAAUUUACAAAUUGGUCUGGAAUGAUCGUAGCAGCUGCUCUUGUUUGGAUUCUACCAAUUUCGCCCACAAUAGCCACCUAUCUAUACACAAUAUACUUUAUACGUCGUAAUUCUCUAUAUUUUACACAUCGACAGCAUACAAGAAUCAAGCGAGAUAUGACAGUCAUACGGCGUAUCGUUUGGCUGAUUAUUUUCAUCGUGAUAUUUGGUAUACCAGCGUGCAGUACAACCGUUGUGUAUUACUUGUUUGGAUACGUGAGUUGGUGGGAAAACUAUGUGAUAUGGUUGACUUUUAUCUUAUCUUUCAUCGGUGUAAGCACUGUCCAAACAUUCUAUUCUCCGCAUCUUCGUAUUCUAUGGAGUAGACCAUCACGUCGAGUAGGUCCAACAAUCCAUGGACGAUAUCGAUCGUAA
Messenger RNA from Adineta ricciae, 966 nucleotides. Lineage: Eukaryota; Metazoa; Rotifera; Eurotatoria; Adinetida; Adinetidae. The record is from the annotation of a GenBank genome assembly.